Molecule: messenger RNA, 3764 nt
Organism: Durusdinium trenchii
Lineage: Eukaryota; Dinophyceae; Suessiales; Symbiodiniaceae
Source: the annotation of a GenBank genome assembly
UGCGGACUGAGGCCAUAGCUACUUCCCAUCGCCUGCGGACUGGAGGGCCUUAUCCAUUUACCAACUCGUCACGGACCGUUUUGCUGACGGGGAUCCGAGGAACAACGAAGCGCUCGAAGGAGGCUUCGACGUGAGGGACAUGGCCUUCAGGCAUGGAGGCGACUUCGUGGGCCUCAGAGAAAAGCUUGACUACAUCAAAGGUCUGGGAUGUCAGGCCAUUUGGAUUUCACCGAUUUUCCAGAAUGGGUUCAACUUCUACCAUCAGUACGCACAACACGACUUCACUUUGAUAGAUCGUCGGCUGGGUACUUUGGAGAAGCUUCGAGCCUUGACCCAGGCCGCCCACGAACGGGGUAUGUAUAUCCUCGUGGAUGUGGUGAUGAAUCACAUGGGCAACGAGUUCUUCUUCGAGGGACACUCAAGCGACACUGCGCCUUUCCGCUUUCAUGAAAUCGGUGGCCUUCGAGAGUAUAGGCUUAUCCCUCGAAGAAGCAGCCGUGAGCUCUAUGACACUCCAGUCGGGAAGCAGCCCUACAUGGACUUCUGGUACAAUAACACCUGGGUGGCCGAGGCCCAGUAUGCUAGCCCCUUCUAUGGUCAAUAUGGCGAGGCUGCCUGGGACCAGGGUCGAGGAACCUACGAAAGCUCCGAUUUUCAUCACAACGGUGACUUGCAGAACUAUGCAGACCCAUGGGAGAUCAAUGUCGCCAAGAUCUAUGGAACCAUGGAUGACUUGAGAUUGGAGAGCCGGCGGGUUCAGGAGAAAUACUUGGCCAUGACCGAAGCGCUGAUUGCAAGUGUGGAUGUGGAUGGCUUCCGUGUAGACACUCCCAUGCAGGUACCGUUGCCCUUCUACAAGCACUGGGCUCCUGCGAUCCGAAGAUAUGCCAAGUCCUUGGGCAAGGAACAUUUUGGCAUCUUCGGGGAGUUCUACGUCACCACGGAGCGCUACGCCACCAUGACAGGCCGUGGGCGGGACAACACGAUGUAUGGCCAAGAACGCUUCAUUCCUGGCGAAGCUACCCUGAAGGGUGGAAUCGUGUAUCCAUACUACUGGUACACCUUCACCGCCCUUGUCUACAAGAGACCAGAGUUUGCAAGCGGCUUUGCUCUGGCCUACAAGGAGGAGAAUCGCAUGAUUGACACCUUUGAUCCCACCACUUCGCGCUCAGAAUAUGCACAAUGGAUCUUCUGCAACAACCAUGACAACUGGCGCUUGCAAGCAUUGACUGGCCAGGAACAAUUGAAGAUGUGUUUGGCCGUGAUCACCUUUUGGCCAGGUUUGCCCCUGCACUAUGCCGGUGACGAGCAGAGUAUUGAUACGCCUGGAAGUGCUUUAGAUGGCUGGGCUCGUGAAGAGCUCAGCACCUCCUUAGCCUGGACUGCAGUCAAGACGUCCCAGGAUGGCAACCCUGCAGAGCGCGACAACUUUGACAUGACCUCCUCCAACUAUCGCUACAUCGCACGGCUCAAUGCCCUGCGCCGGGCGUAUUUCGGCGCUUUCGGGCAGGCCUCCUGCGAUGAGGUGAAGACCCCUCAACCUGAAGUGCAGGACUUGCUGAUUUUCUGGCGAGGAUGUGAUGUGGAAGGCCGAGUGCUUGUAGCUGCUAACUUCCACUCUGAGGAGGCCAGGACGGCAGCAUUCUACUCUCCAUGGAGUGAGGGCACACGGCUGCUGGAUGCCCGCACGUCUGACGAGGAUGGCCGAAGAGAGGUGCUCGUCGAGGCCUCGGGCUUUGUCUCCUUGGACCUUCAAGCUUUAGAGGCCGUGAUUCUCGUGCCUGGACCCUUGAGAGCAUUGCCACCGCUGGUCAUUGAGACCUGGCCCAAACACGGAGAAGUGCUUCAGGCGAAUGAGAUGACUGGCAGGCUUCAACUACGCUUCGACGGGGCCAUGCAAGAAGAUGUGGCUGAACACGUCCUCUUGGACGGAGAAAAGAUCUUUAGUUGUACUGACUCCACCUGCCAGGAGCUCACCGCGCAGCUCGGGGAGCUGGCAGAAGGCUUUCAUGAGGUCGUGGUGGAGAAUGGUGCUACCAGCACCAACGGCCAGCAGCUUUUUUCCACCUUCCAUUCCAGCUUCAUGGUGCGCCAGAAGGCGGGCCUCAUCACUGAGCCCAGAAGGCAUGAGCAGCCUGGCCUGAUUUGUAUCGAUUUUGGGCAUCUUUGCCACCAGGCCGCUGGGGCCACUUGGAUGAGGAUCCAAAAUGUGCAGCGCCAUGGUCAAUGGUCCGAGUGGAUGCCGUAUGCCAACCUCACCGAAUGGCGAGUGUAUCCUGGCAUUCCUGUCCUGGUCCAAUAUCAUGCUGGAACCAGCUCCAGCUACAUUGCUGGAGACUGUGUUCAAGCUGAUGGAUCCAGAUGCUAUGCAAGUUGGCAUCCAGAGAUGUUUCUGAGAGCAGACUUCAACGGGUGGGGUUUGAUCCAAGACGGUCGCAUGGCCCGUGUGGAUCAUUUUACCUGGGCCAGCAACGUGACGCUCUCCCGCUUCUCCCGUGCCAAGUUUGCACCACAGCAGGGUUGGAAGAAGUCUUAUGGAGUCCAUCCGCGGAGGCCUUUGCUCUAUGCCAUGCCCACCUUUGAUCCCAGGUACAACAACUUUCAGUACGAGCCACUCAUCUCAGGAACGGAUGCGACCCGCAAAUGGAUGGUGGAGAGAGAGUUCUGGUCUGCGGAGGAGUCCCUGGCUUCUGGCGCCGAGUUCGCCAGCGAAUUCUGGAUCGGCUACCAGUGCACGGCGGAGGAGCCGAGGUGCCCGGUGCCCAAACAGGAUGCCAACAAGUGGAGGUGCUACAGCUUCUCAAGCUCUCAGGACAUCAACUGGUGCCGAAGCGUUGGAACAGAUGAUUGUUGGGAGUACGCGGAGAACGAUUGGUCUUCCUCCAUGUCAGACUGUGCUGGAUGCUCCUGCUGUCGCCGUGCAGCUGCACCGAAUCUGGAUGGGCCUCGAAGUACCUGCUGCGUACUCUUCAACGAUCUCACCCUGAACUACACGGUGACCUCCAACUUGACCCGUUGUGCGCCGAAGGCUAUCAUGGAGAUACCGCAGGAGGAACGCCUUCAGGAGAAGGAGACGUCGAGCAAAGAGCCAGUCGUGGAAUGUGACCGCUCGAUGCCUGAACCGUUGGACGUUCAAUCUGCACCGGAAGAGCUUAAGGCGGGCGCCACGGUGGAAGAGACCCUCACCUGGAGCCGUGCGCGACUCCAACGGGCGGAGGAAGAGUUCCAGAAGCAAGAGUGGGAACGCAUGCCAUCACCAAACAGCUGGCACAAUGAGGUCGUGUACAGCCUCAUGGUGGAUCGCUUUGCCAAUGGAGACCUCUCCAAUGACCAGCACAACAUUCCAUCCUUCCAAAAGCAGGAGUUGUCUGUGGGUGAGCCCUGGUCGUUGCAGAAAUGGCGCCACGGUGGUGAUUUGCUCGGCGUGAUGUCCAGGCUAUCAUACUUUCGGCACUUGGGCGUGACGGUGGUUGCACUGUCUCCCAUUUUCCUCAACUCCAAGGGAGAGUAUCAUGGCUUCGCCACCACCGACAUCUCACAGAUUGACCCUGGCUUCGGUGAUGCCGAGCUUCUUCGCAUCUUCGUGCAUGAGGCACAUCAACUGGGAAUCCGCGUGGUGUUGGAUCUUCAGGUCAACCACUUGAGCGGCAAUCUGCAAUACAGGCAGGACUAUGGGAAUGGCGUCGACCAAGUAAGCAGCUGUGUGAAGAGUUUCGAAGAGGUGUACCGAAACAGCAGCGGACGCUUCAAUGCGCAGAGGGCGC